Anisakis simplex (herring worm) is the source of this 96-nucleotide messenger RNA. The record is from the annotation of a GenBank genome assembly. NCBI's taxonomy places the organism in Eukaryota, Metazoa, Nematoda, Chromadorea, Rhabditida, Anisakidae.
AUGGAGCUGCAGGAGGAGUGUAAGCAAGCCAACUUAGCUGGAAUGGCGUUGGAUCGUGCGCAAUGGGGUAAGGAAAGUGGUAAUGAGGUAAAUUAG